AGCCAACAUGAUCAGUGCCUUACGAGAAUACACGAGGCUAAACUGCACAGCGCACAUACUAAACGUGACUCUCUCCAGUGCGUUUGGUCCUGCCAUAAUCGAAAAGUCUCCAGAGAUCGCUAGCCUUCUGACUGAUGUUAAAAAGUUGGUUACAUAUUUCAAACACUCAGGACAGCAGGGCAAGCUUAAAAAGUCACUGAAACAAUCCAUAGAGACACGAUGGAACUCUAACUUUGACAUGUUAAAUUCUGUCUUGGAACAGUACGAAGACAUUGCAUCUGUGCUGACUGAGAGCAAUAAUUAUGACAAGAUCGGACGCAUUAGCAUCAGUACUCUUAAGUUACUAGUAUCAUUCCUAAAACCCUUCAAAGAGGCAACUGACGACUUGGAAACUGAUAACACAGCUCCCAGUGCCUCACUUGUUCUUCCGUGGUCUGUGCGAUUAAUUGAGCACUGUACAUCAGCCACAAAAGACCCUCUGCUCUCUGAAAUUGCAACCGUCUGUGUAACACGGCUGAAAGAAUUACUGUCAGCAGACAGCACUUCAUCCCAUUCUGUUCACAUGCUUUAUAAAAUAGCAACCUUUCUGACACCAAAUCUGCGAGGUCUGAGAAUGUUAGAUGAAAGAGGGCGACAGAAUGUGAUACAGGGAGUCAAGGAGAUGAUCGAAGAUUUAAAGUUUGAUCAUGCACAUGAUGAGGAUGUUGAACCAACACCUGCCAAAAGGCCUACUGUUCUUCAUAAAUUUUCAGAUUGGGAGGAAGAGGAAGAAUCAUGUGGAUCAAAAUCACUAGAUGUUCAGAUUCAGGAGUACAGGACCAUGAAACUUGAAUUAUCAAGUCAACAAAACAUUUUGCAGUGGUGGAAUUCCAACAGUUCCCAGUUCCCUGCCCUGAGCAACCUUGCAAGAUUUGUCCUCUGCAUCCCGGCAACGAGUGCACCUUCCGAGAGAGCAUUCAGCCUUUGUGGUCGGAUUUUGGAGGAGAGACGUUCAGUACUGAAACCCUCAUCAGUCAGUGACAUUCUUUUCCUGCAUGGAAAUUUAAAAUAAUUUGGAUUUUUUAAGAGAGACCUUGAAUUCGACAUUGGGACAUUUUUUCGUUAAACUGAUAGUUUAAACAAUCAUUUAAUUUCGCAGUGGCCAACUAUUUUGUUCUUUUGUUUACAAUUUUAAGUGACUUUUUUUUUUUUCGCGACACUUUCCCUACUGUGUUGACAGAAAAAUGUUACGUUUGUAUUUUACAUAAAAAUAACAAAUAGGCCACAAUGCUGUAUUCGUUUUUAUUUAUUUUAUUUUUGCAACACGUUUUCCAUGUUAAAAGAUAAAUGUUGCAUCUUGACAGAUAAAUGCAUCUUGUUUAAGAAAAAUAAAUACAAUCAUUGCACAACCUGCAGUUUUAUCUGUUAUCUCUAUUUUUUGGUGGUACCCCAUUUAAAUGUGAGAUUUUGGAAACCAGAUCUAAAUUUAGCGGGAACGGUCGGGUCGGGUAGAAAAUUAUUCUAAGCGGGCAGCGGGUGAACAAAGACUGAAUAUACAGCGGGAGCGGUCGGGUGCGGUACAAAACCUUGCGGGAGCGGGCGGGAGCGGGACUAAAAAAACAUUCCCGCGCAGACCUCUACUUAGCAGCAAACCAUGAACACUAGAGUCAACCGACAAUUUUAA
Messenger RNA from Oreochromis aureus, 1663 nucleotides. Its product is annotated as zinc finger protein 618-like. Bases 8 to 1051 code for a protein of 347 amino acids. Gene Ontology annotation, molecular function: protein dimerization activity. The record is from RefSeq and is a predicted model, not a curated record. The transcript has 2 exons. NCBI's taxonomy places the organism in Eukaryota, Metazoa, Chordata, Actinopteri, Cichliformes, Cichlidae.